CGACAUCAAUUGAUUAUCUCAAUACGAUAAAAAAAUAUUCAGCAAUAAAAACAAGAUCCUAUACAGUUAGUUUUAGUGAUCAACAUGGAGCUCUUCAUUCUAUUAAGUUUGUUUGUAUCAUUGUGUGCUGGUGGCCCAACACCUAGUUCAGACUAUAUUCCAAUUAUACCCGGAGACAACAGUCAUUACGUAGAGGGAGUGAGCCGGUAUGUGUGGAUACCGGAUGGAGAAGAUGUACCACAUCUAGUCGAUCUUCGCGCGCAAACUGAAAAUUUUGACUCCAAAAGUGGUGCUCAAAACGAAUACUGGCUUUAUACUAGGCGUAAUCCCCAGAAUCACCAGCUUUUAAGACACAACAAUGCAAAUUCCAUACGAAACUCUAACUACAACCCAAAUCUACCAACAGCUGUUAUUGCACACGGGUGGAACGGUGACGGAAAUUCCAAGGUGAACACCUAUGUGCGGGAUGCACUUCUUCACAUUGGUGAUUACAAUGUCAUUUCUCUGGACUGGCGUAGAGGUGCAAAUGGAUUGUAUUCAUCAAGUGUACGUGCGGUUCCUGACGCUGGUGAACACCUCGCUUUCUUUUUAAGCUGGUUGAUCUCGAAUUUUGGUGGUAAUUGGAAUAACGUCCACCUAAUUGGCUACAGCUUGGGAGCUCAUGUCGUUGGGAAUGCUGGUCGUACACUCGGCAGACGGGUGGCACGAAUUUCUGGUCUGGACCCGGCUGGACCACAAUUUGGUAGAAACCCGCAAGCCUUAAACGCACAGGACGCUACCUAUGUAGAGUGCAUACAUACUGAUGGUGGUACGAUGGGUAUUUUCGACCCUAUAUGCCAGGCUAACUUCUACCCAAAUGGCGGCAACAACCCACAGCCUGGUUGUUGGAUUAACACUUGUUCUCACAGCCGCAGCUAUCAACUAUAUGCUGCAACGGUACGAUACGACCGCUUUAACGGUAGACGAUGUGCAAAUCUUGAUGAAGCUCGCAGAAAUAGAUGUGGUGGUGCCCAAAUGCGUAUGGGCAACGCUAAUUUGAAUAAAAGAGGAUCGGGACUGUACGGACUAUCGACCGGAGGCGAAUGGCCGUUCUAAAAACCUAGAACUGAACACAAUUUUUUUAUAUCUAUGGAUCCUAUAGAAAAACUUACUUUCUAACCAUAAAGAUCUGUAUUUUAUUUAUAUAAUAAACCUUGUAUUAUUA
Molecule: messenger RNA, 1204 nt
Organism: Pieris rapae (cabbage white)
Lineage: Eukaryota; Metazoa; Arthropoda; Insecta; Lepidoptera; Pieridae
Product: pancreatic lipase-related protein 2
Exons: 5
Coding region: 85-1095 (336 amino acids)
Biological process (GO): lipid metabolic process
Molecular function (GO): lipase activity
Source: RefSeq, a predicted model, not a curated record